This is a messenger RNA of Trichobilharzia regenti, 2120 nucleotides long. Lineage: Eukaryota; Metazoa; Platyhelminthes; Trematoda; Strigeidida; Schistosomatidae. The record is from the annotation of a GenBank genome assembly.
GUUGCACAAAAACGAAAAGAAACUACUUAUGAAAAACAAAGGAGAAACAAAUCAAAAAAUUUAAUAAACUCAUGAUAGCGAAAACUCCGAAUGACAGACAAGUAACUAAAGCCAAUUGGAUUGUAAACUUGUCAGACAGAAAGCUAACAGAAGCAGAGGAAAGUGUACUGAUGAAAGGGAUGAACUUCAAUAUCAGCAACAAAAGAUUAAAACCUGAAGACAUCAUACCUGUAAUUGAAACAGCACUCGAAGGAUAUGACAAGCAAAAAGCUGAACUGGUACGAGCACAAUGUGCACUUACCUUAAAAAAGCAAAAAGCAGAAAAACCAAAUAUAACGAAGGAGGAACUAAAAGCACUUCAAGACAUAAAAGCAGACAAAUCCAUUGUCAUUACUCAAGCAGACAAAGGAAACACAACAGUAUUACUUAACAAAACAACAUAUAAUGAAAAGAUGAAUGAACAUCUACAAUCUGGACCCUAUACCAUAAUGACUAAAUCAGCUGAAACAAUCAUCAACAAAACAAUGAAAGAAACAGCAAAGGUAGUUAGACAAAUGAAAGAAGUAAUUGGUAAGUCAAAAUGGUUUGAAAUUAUGCCAAAAUCCUGUAAUGUACCUAGGAUAUAUGGUAAGAUAAAAUUGCAUAAAGAGGGAUAUCCAAUAAGACCGAUUGUAGACUUCAGAAACACACCAACGUAUAUGCUAUCCAGAUUUCUCUCGACAAUACUAAGACCGACAAGAGACAACUCAAAAGCUAGAAUAGUAGAUUCAUUUGAAUUAGUGAGGCGAAUAAAAACCACUAAAAUAGAGGAAGAAGAAAUACUAGUUAGCUUUGAUGUAAACAGUCUUUAUACGAAAAUACCCAUUCAAAUGGCCAUGAUUGCACUGAAAGAGAAACUAAAUGAAGAUAAUGGCCUGAAAGACAGAACACAGUUAUCCGUAGAAGAAAUAAUAAAAGGGGUAGAAUUCUGUCUGACAACAACAUAUUUCACAUUCGAAGGAAAAAUAUACCAACAAAAUGAGGGAGUAGCUAUGGGAUCGCCUAUCUCACCAAUUAUAGCUGACAUAUUCAUGGAUUAUUGGGAGGAGAAUGCCCUUAAACCAUUCAGAUCAUCACUAAAAUGUUGGUGGAGAUAUGUAGACGACACACUAGUAAUAGUGAAAAAAAACGAUACUGAGAAACUUUUCUCACACAUAAACAGACACGUCGACUCAAUAAAAUUCACUAUGGAAUUAGAGAAUGAAAUUGGAGAACUGCCCAUGUUAGAUUGCAAACUACAAAGAAUGACAGAUGGUAGCAUAAAAACAACGAUAUAUAGAAAAGCCACACAUUCUGGAAGAUUCCUUGAUUAUUACUCAGCUCAUCCACUCUCGGUAAAACGAGGAUUAAUACAAGGUCUUGCAGAUAGAAUACGUAGACUUACAACAGCACCAGAGGACCAGCGUAAAGAAAUAAAAGUCCUAUUCAAAAUGCUACUCGAAAACAACUACCCUAGAGAAUUUAUAAAAGAUAAUAUAAAAAAGAGAAAAAAGAGGGUAAAACCGGAGAAUAACAAGAUGGAAGAAUGGAAAAAAACAGUCGCAAUACCAUAUAAAAAUGGUACAUCAGAGGCAAUACAAAGAAACCUCAAAAAUAUCGGCAUUCGAACAACCUUUAAACCGACAAAUCUAAUCAAAAAUAAAAUAAAUCAACUGAAAGAUCCCAUAAAAAUGAUGGAUAAAAACAAUUUGAUUUAUAAAAUAUCUUGUGCUGACUGUCCAACUAAAUAUGUGGGGCAAACGUCCAGAUCACUCAAAAUAAGAGUGAAUGAACAUAAACGCCUAACUAAAGGUCAACCAACAGGGACACAAGCUUACAAAAAUCUUGAAAAAAAUUCAUCGAUAGCUGCACAUGCAUGGGACAAAAACCACAAUAUCGAUUGGAACAAUGUGUGUAUUCUAAAAACAAACAUGAACAAAUGGAAAGAAAGACUCAUAACAGAAUCGAUAUUCAUUAAAGUCACACCGGAUACAUGUAACAAGGGUGACUCAGUACAACUAUCAACAACUUGGAAUAUAAUUCUAAAUACAAACACAUGAAUGAAUGUAAAAUAUAAUUCUGAACACACAUAUGCACACACA